GAAUUAGACAUCUACAGUUUGAAGGCUUAAUCGUAUUGUGAUUUAUUAUCAAAGGAACGUUCUUACAGUCAGUCUUUUAAAGGCAAAGAGAAAAGCUCUGGAAGAGGAGUGGAAAUAAGUUGAAGAGUUUAAAAGUUCAAGAGCAGUGUAUACGAUAGGACAUGAACUGACCUUUGAAAUGACUAAGAUUUCGCUCACUCCAAAGGUUCUGGAAAUGGUAAAGUUCUUUAAUAACACAACUUCUGAUCUGAAACUUAUUUAGGCAUUCUGACGUUUUCAAGUAUUGUAUAUUUCCAGCACAAAAUGUUUCCAGGUUUUACAAAGAUCAAGGCUCAACAGUCCGAAAAACAGUGAAUCUGUGGAAAAUGAAAUUAACAACUCCAGCAAACUAGACUGUAUUGUGAACAGACGUGUUAAGACAGAUUCUCAUACUUUUAGCAUUAAAGAAAACAGGAAAAAUAUGAAGUUUUAUGAAUCCAAUUCUCAUCAGCCCAAAUUCAAUGAUGGUGAUGGUAGUAUUGAUGCAGACGAGAUGCCCAGAAUGGUUACAUUUUUCAAUUCCCUUUUCAAAAGGCAUAGAGCGUUCAGUUUCAGGAAAAGACCAACUUCACUGAUUGCUUUCAGAGAGGCUUCCAAGCAAAAAUCCAGAUUGUCCUUCAUAGACAGACUGCGAUCACUCAAAAGACUCAAGGCAACAGAAUUCUUUAGGCUUCGGUUUUCCAGAAACAUGAGAAACAGAACCUCUAAUAUUUGGAAUCGGAAUAAGGGAGAGAUGCCAAAUGGCGUUUUGGUGUGUAAACAGGCGUUAGAUAAAAAAAAGUUUAGACAUACAUUUGCGGGAGAUCUGCAAGACUUUGACACCACUGGAGAUGCAAAUCUAAUUAGCACUGCUCUGGAGACUGUUAACAUUGAAGAAGCAGAAGCCCAUGAGGUUAACAAAAGGUGGAAUAAUGUACAAACCUGUCUCAAAGGCUCAAACAGAAAAACAUUUGACCCAAGUAUAAAAAGUUGUUGCAAUUCCAUAGCUGCUUUUGCAGAGGAUGCAAGUAAUAAAUACACGAAAAUCCCACAAGAAUGUAAACAGACUAGCAAAAUAAAUGUUUUAAAUUACUUGAAAAAGAUGUCACUGAAAAAGAAGGCAAACAUGAACCCCACUGUUGAGGAAACAAACUACAAUGGCCAAAACUCUGACAGAUUAGUUGAUCGUGCAUCUAUUAAGCAGGAAUGUGAGCAAAAUUACUCAGACAAAUCCAGUAGAAUAAAAGAUAGUAAAAACAUGUCAAAAAGAAUUGAUUUCAGCAAGGUCGUCAAAUUAAUCAGCCGAGCAAGUAAACAGAGGAACUUUUCGGAUGUCUACACACAGUUUGAGGAGACCCCUGAGGCUAGAUCCAUCAGUCAUAAGCAUGAUCUUCACACAGCUCCUAUUAUUCCAGAGACUGGAGAUGGGAAAUGUAUCCUGCUGUCACAGUCUUGUCUCACUUCAGAUCAUGGAAUAUGUAACCCACCCAGUCAAUCCAGAUCAUCAGAAAGCAGACAAUUACAUGAAGUAAUAAGGGCUGACAUUUCUGUAAGGAGUUGUAACUCAGAACUACCUGACUUCUUCCCUCCCGUUUCUUUCUCUUGUGGUGAAUCGAAGACCCCUGACAGCGUGGUAAAUUGCCGAGCUCCGAAUGUGGCUGUUCAUUCUGAUGAGAUUGUUGAGUUCACAGAAGAAUCCACAGAUCAAAAAGAUGAGACUCAGCCAAAUGAUAUAAGUGAAAUUGUACGAGGAGAUGAAUCUCUAAGUCAACGCCAUCAUGUGAUAAUACCUUUAACAACAGUGGGAGAUUUGGAUAAGGUCACUGCAAAGGAGAAAGUGGAUGACCAGCCUCAUGAUGAAGAAAGUGGAAGAAAUGAGGACUUGAACAAUAACCAAACACAAGUAAAUUGCAAAAAACUGCCACGCCCUGUAUCUGAUUGUGGUCAUCUUUGCAAUUGGCAAUCUGCAAUCCCAAAAGAAGAUUCUCUUGCUGUAGCAGAUUUCAAUAAAAGGCCCAGAGUGCUGGCAGACUCAGCAGGACUUGGAGCUUCUAACAACUAUUCACCAGCUUCCAAGAUAAAGCUCAGAAGCAAGCGAACUAGGCAAAGGCCAUUCUCUGUGAUAGAUGGAGCAACUCUUAUUGAACAUUGUGAGAAGACAAGCAAUCUUCAUCAACCAGCAAGUUGCCGCCCACCACCUCCAAACCAAGUUCCACCUUUCAGAGCAGUAUCUCACAGAAAUCGACCUCUUGUUUUGUCUCAGAGCACACCAAUAGGGCUCGAUCAAGUUGGCUGGAAAAGCCAUGUGUUGGUAAUGACAGAUGAUGCUGUACUUGGAAGUGAGAUGUCCAGGAUCCAUGAAAAUAAUGGGAGUAAUAAAUAUUGUGCCGGUUUCUUUCAUGGCACUGUCAGACCUCUGAAGCAUGGUGCGGAGCAAGUACCCGUGAGUAAGCUGAUCAGUGGCGGUUACAUUGUCAGUGCUGAGGCAGUAUGGGAUCACGUCACAAUGGCCGACCGUGAGUUGGCAUUCAAAGCUGGGGACGUUAUUAAAGUCCUCGAUGCCUCUAACAAGGAUUGGUGGUGGGGACAGAUCGACGAUGAAGAAGGCUGGUUUCCGGCCAGUUUUGUGAGGCUUUGGGUGAACCAGGAAGACACUGUAGAUGAAGCCAGUAGUGAAAUUCAAAAUGGACAUCUGGACCCAAAUUCUGACUGCCUGUGCCUUGGCAGGAGUGUUCAGAACAGAGACCAGAUGAGAGCAAAUGUCAUCAAUGAAAUUAUGAGCACAGAACGACACUACAUUAAACAUCUGAAGGACAUCUGUGAGGGUUACCUCAGGCAAUGCAAGAAACGCAGGGACAUGUUCAGUGAUGAGCAGUUGAAAGUCAUAUUUGGAAAUAUUGAAGACAUUUAUAGAUUUCAAAUGAGUUUUGUCAGAGACCUGGAGAAGCAGUACAACAAGGAGGAUCCUCAUCUGAGUGAAAUUGGACCCUGCUUCCUGGAGCAUCAAGAUGGAUUUUGGAUUUAUUCUGAGUACUGUAAUAAUCACCUGGAUGCAUGCAUGGAACUUUCCAAGCUGAUGAAAGAUGGCAGGUAUCAGCAUUUUUUUGAGGCUUGUCGACUCCUUCAGCAAAUGAUUGACAUUGCCAUCGAUGGCUUUCUCCUCACACCUGUGCAGAAGAUCUGCAAAUAUCCACUACAGCUUGCAGAAUUACUCAAGUAUACGGCAUUGGAACACAGUGACUAUAGAUACGUUGCUGCUGCUUUGGCAGUCAUGAGGAAUGUGACGCAACAAAUCAAUGAACGCAAAAGGAGAUUGGAAAAUAUUGACAAGAUGGCUCAAUGGCAAGCUUCAGUCCUUGACUGGGAGGGCGAUGAUGUUCUGGACAGGAGCUCUGAGUUGAUCUAUUCUGGGGAAAUGACAUGGAUUUAUCAGCCUUACGGACGGAACCAGCAGAGGACGUUCUUCCUAUUUGACCAUCAAUUGGUGAUGUGUAAAAAGGAUUUAAUACGACGGGACAUACUUUACUACAAAUGCAGAAUUGAUAUGGACAAAUAUGAAAUAAAUGACGUUAUUGAUGGAAGAGAUGAGGAGUUUAAUGUUAAUGCCAAGAAUGCCUUCAAACUUAAGAACAAGGAAACAGAGGAAGUGCACUUAUUCUGUGUAAAGAAGCCAGAAGAAAAGCAAAGAUGGUUGCGAGCACUUCACGAAGAGAGAAGAAUGGUUCAAGAAGACGAAAAGAUAGGAUUUGAAAUCUCGGAGUAUCAGAAGAGACAAGCUGCAAUGACUGUAAGAAAAGUCAGCAAACAGAAAGGAGUGAACUACACAAGGUCAUUACCUCCCUCAUACCCAGCACCCCCGGAUCCUGUCCACCAGAGAAACUUCAUGCUCACUGAUGGUAUCCCUCAGGGGUCAAUGUAUGAACUAACGGAGCCCAAACGCAGCCAGUCUCCAUUCUGGCAGAACUUCAGUAGGUUAGCACCAUUUAAAAAGUAACAGGCCAUGUUAUUAUGGGAGGACCUAGCCCUUGUCGAUUUCUCCUGGCAGUUAAAAACAAAAUGUGGACCAACAAACAAUGUUUGGAUCAUGGAUAUAGGUGAUUAAACCAUCCACUGACAUCUUCCCUACUGAGCCUUGGUUCAAAGCAACAUUUUAGCUAAUUAUUUCUUAAUGUGGGUUCAACUGUUCAAAAAACAUACAGUGUGACAACAGAAGGUCAGAAAGGAAUACUGAAAUUCAGACUCAAACUUCAUUACAUUAUUUCAUUUGUGAUUAUGUGAACUUAGGUGUGCUCUUCAGUGCACUGUAAUGCAGCUGUACACAGACACACAUGCACACACACAAACACAUAUCUAUGUGUAUAUAUUCAUGUAAUAUGUAUGUGAGUGAGCGUGUGUGUGUGUGUGUGUGUGUGUGUGUGUGUGUGUGUGUGCAUUUAUCUUGCUUCUGUUACUCUAAAAGCUUAUUACAUAUGUAUUGGAGUGUGAAUGUUUUAUUGCUUGAUUAGUUUUACAUAAGCUACUACAGAUGUUUUAAUAACAAACAAUGUAGCCACACUUUUGAUGAUUUAUUAUAUAUCCAUGUAGAUGACAUGUUAUACCAAGUGAACAAUCCCAAACUCCAUUUGAAGACACAAGAGUUUGAGAACGCUGGACUACUAGUCAUUAUGUUAAGACAACAUUUCUAAUGCCACUCAUGGGGUUUGUAGUUAUUCACAAGAUAAGAUUUAACUGACAGGACCACUUCUUCACUAUCUCUGUACUUAACUGGUUAGAAGCCAAUUUUAUUCCUCAAUACAAAAAAUUGUUCAACACAAUGGAUAUAUAAUCAUUAUGUUUUGACCAUAAAAUUAAUUGUUUAAUAUAAUUAACAAUAUUUGCUAUGUUUUAAUACACAUUUGUUUCAGCAUUAUACUUAAUAUUUAAUAAGGCUCAACAACUGAUCCAAUUGCAUUUUAUAUUGUGUUGGAAGAUGUGGUGUAACAUCAACAAGUCAUUUCAGUAGUCAGUUUAUCCUUUCUUCACCUUGUGUAUUUUUGGACAUUUGCCAGCACUUCCACAGGAACAGCAUCUGAUUGAACCAUCAGAUUGAUAUGAUGUGAUAACUUUACAAUAUCUCUGGACUAUUUUAACUGAAAUGUUUGCAAUUCAGUGGCGCUGUGUGGAUUAAACAGUGCACUACACAGUAGAUCACAAACUAUGUUCCUGAAGGAGUCAUUACAGAUUAAGGAGUUAAGUUAUCUUUAAAUAUUGUCCUACAAAAAUGUUUUGUGCCACAAGUGAUGUAAGCAUUUGUUUUGUGAUGUGCUAAAAUUUCAUUAUUUUGCAUUUCCAAUGCACUUGAUGAAAUAAUACGUAGUAUAGAAAUGGUGAAAUAGCCAAUCUUUUGAAAUAAUAAUGAACAUUUUUAUAGAAUUACAGAGCUACUUUUCCAAUAAUCAUAGCUAGAUAUUAUUUUCUAACAAUCUAAAUAAUUAAAUAUUUAUUAAAAUAGUGCCAAAAAUAUAGAAAUAAAUUCAACAAAGAAAACCUAGUUAGUAUAUGAUUCAAUACACAGGCACUUAGCUAAAUGAGGGUCAAUCACCAUCAACUGACAGAUUGCUUAUUCUGUGCUAGUGCUGCAUAAAGGUUGUUGGUGCCCUGUAACUAAAGUAAUUAGCUAAAACCUGUUUAAUCAAGAAGGUAUUUUCUCAAACUGAAGAUACAGUCCUUCAGGUAUAUGUUAUUGUGAUCCAUUUAGGAAAUUUAGUGGCUUGCUUUUGUUUUGCUUUUACUUAUUGAAUUAUUAAAGCCCAAAUUACUUAGUUUCAUUGUAAUUGCUGUGGUAUUUGGCCAACCAUAUUCAAGCUCUUUGCUCAGGUAAAUUUCAGAACGAUGUGCCAUAUAAACUAGUGAUGGACUGGUACAUAGUUCCACUAAUCCAGCUCUUUUUGAUGAUUUUCAGUAUGUGACUACAUUGGUAAGGAUAUCAGAUACUGUUCAAAUAUAGUUGGACCAAAUGUGAAACUACCGAUUGAAAUUGGUGAUUGACAUUUUAACACAAACCAGGAGAGCUUUAAACAAUAUGAAGAAAAAGGCCAAGGCUUCUGUGCUGUUGUAUUCUGAGGGCAAGCAAACACAGUCAUUGCUUUUUUAUUUAGCAUAUGGUCAAAUGAUGACAUAGAAUGACUCAAAUCAUGCCUGUGCAUUUUCAUUUAAGGCCCUCCAUUUUUGUCAUUUGACUCGGGCACUGGACCGGAGGUUUCUCAGGGGAAUAUUGGCCAGAACACUGAUCUUGCAAGUUAAUGCUCUUUGUAAUAAGUGACCAAUUGAUCUGCAUUGCCCAGAAAGCCAAAUGAGAUCUAAAUUCAAAAUCAUGAACAAAGUCAGCACCCCUUACGUACCAUAAGUCAGUGGUCUCAGUGUUGGACUGGAGUGCAGUGUGAACAGAUAGGAGUGCAAUAUGUCCAGUAAAGAAAAGGAGAGCUAGUGCUGGGCUAACCAGAACUAUUAUGAUAAAUAACAUUAUGAAAUUAUCACUUAUCAUGUUUACAGGGAUGGAAACUGGUUGCCACUGAUGAUUUGAUAGAUAUUGAUAAGCCAUCAUUGCACUUUUUGCUGAACUUAUCCACAACUCUUAAGAAAGAAAAAUGAAAAUUAUCUGUCACCCUCAUGCAGAAUAUAGGUUCAGUUAUUACUAUAGUUUCCCUCAAUCGUCUAAUUGGUAAAAUCUCAACCAGUGAAAUACUAUGCCAUUCAUAGUUUUGAUUGUUGGUCUGUACUGACUGACGUUGUUAGGUCAUCAACCUUGGGCUCCAACCAUUCAACUCUACCCUGUAAUAUUUGUGAGAAGGUGCACAUAUGCAGAGCUCAGAUAAGAGCAGAUUAAUCUGCUGACACUCAUUGACUAGGUUCUUCUGUGAAGAAUAACCUUUUAGCAAUGAAGUUGAAGACUGCUAAACCUUCAAGUACAUGGUCCAUUGAUAAUACUUGCAAUGUUCUGAGAAUAAAAAAAAAUGUUGAAGGUAUGUUAAACUGAAUUAAUUGCUUGCUCUUUGUUUGAAUAUGAAAUGAGAUGUCCAGAAAGUUAAGGUGGAGGUGCGGUGGAGUUGGAGACUGCUCACCCCACCUGCAAGAAAAGUCUGCUGCGAGCCAAUGGACAAAAAAAAGGCCAUCCUGCAUCCCUAAUAUGCUGCAGAAACCUGUCGUGCUGGGGAGUCGGAUUUUGGUCUCUCACUGGAGAAGAAGUUCCACCCUCUGGGAAUUUGGUUCUGCAGCAACUCCAACAGAUUUGGCAAAGCUCAGUGGUGGGCACCACCAAAACGCCAGGAAAGUCUGCAAAAGAGACCUAUGUGCCAAAGUGAGGCAAAUCCAGAGGUAUUGAAAAGCGAAGUGUUUGUGACCUUAUGGAGUGACACCAUGAGAGUAUAGGUUGGGUUUGAAGUAUAGCAGGUAGGAACAAAGUGAGGAAGUUAUUCUCUAAUCAGGGGGUGAUGGAAGCCUUGAUGAACAAAAAGCACCCUCCAAAGAUUUUAUAUGCCUUCCUGUCAUCUCAAAACUUUAAAAUGAAAGGGCUACCACUACUCACCUGGCUGCCAAUUUCCAAACUUAUUACUGCAUAUGCAGGGUCAGGAGGUUGAUUGAGCUUUUCACUAACGCAAAUGACCUUGUAUUUAUUAUUAUAUAAUGAACAGACUUUUGACUUCAGCAGCCUCUCAGUGAUGGGGUUGAGCUGGGAUGGGUGCAACAUUGUUGGGAUGGCCAUCCAAACUAUUUCAUGUACCCCUCAGGCUAAAAACACAUGGAGUAUUGGCACAUAAUUUCCAGCCCAAGUUUAUAAUUUCUCCACCCAGCUAACUUUGCCUCACUUCGAGUGUAGUCAUCCACGCUCAUGAGAGCAACUAAAAGAAGUCCGUAGCAUUUUUUUUGAUCAAAAUAUCUCAGGGCAAAGUAUUCCAUGCUUGUAAGCAUAUAAGUGAUGCCAUUACGAACCAUUAUUGUACCAAAUUGUCACAAAGUAAAUCCUUCAAUUUUGCUUCAUGGUGUUAACAUAAUGGAUCAAAGUUGCAUCUUCCAAACAGGUGAAUACAGCUUCCCGUAUCAUACUGUAUUGUACAGUUGCUCUUGGGUCGUCAUGUACAUCAUAAUACAUCAUAGUACUCUGUUUAAUCUUGACACUAGAAAAAUGCCAUACAUGGCAUUUACACAAACAUGCAGCCAUAAAUCAAUGUAAAAUGUUUCCACGAUUUAAUGCAAAUCAUUGACACGCAUUCUGUGUAGCAGUAGAGUUGCUGUUAUGAAAAAAAACUUCAAAUUAACUUGCAUGGGAGUGUUUCCACCUUCCAGUUCCUGUGGAACUAAAGGUAAAACUGCCAAAUUUUCUUUCUUGGUUUAUAGUCUCAUUCAAGAAAUGUGUGAUGAUUGAAGGCAUGAUACCAUUAUCUCAAAAUUGUCAGUGCAGCACUAUCGAGAAUCGAUUCUGAACACUGCCAAUUCACAUAAACAGAAGACUGAACAUGUGAACAAAUUAAAUGACAAGUUCAGGGGAGUGGUAGGGGGUGGGUGGAGGUGGCUGUCAGUGGACAGAGAGAUGUGAAGUUUGGAAUUCUCUAAUAAUUCACAAAUUCAGGCAGAAGAAUUACCAUUAAACAGAUCUUUUAUUUCUGAAAAUAGUUAUAAAGUAAUUAGGGUUACAAGGUGCAGGAACAAUUCUUUAAAAGGCCAAGUCAAUUAGAAUUAUUGUAUUGAACAAGACCAAUGGUUAAGUUAUAAACUCUUACCUUUUUACAACAUGUUGUGUAGUUAUAGACACUGGAUUUGUAAAUUAUGUCAAAUUAUUCACGUGUAUUGUUGCGAAAUGGUCUGAGAAAGCCAUCUCCUUGAACUAGCAAAAUAAAGCGACACUAACUGCAAUGUCCAAUUACAUAGUUAUAAUAGUACAACCUAAGCAGCCUCUACGGUCUUAAAAUAAAUAGGACUUUCUUGUGAUUGAUGUGCAUGUCCAAAUGAACCAUGUUCAAUAUAGAAAUAUGAUUCUCACUACCAUAUUGUAAUACUCCAUGAAAUGGGUGAUAAAUUGAGUAACAAAACAGUCCUGUUGGAGCUAAUAGUGUAACAUGAAUUAGUUGGAAUGAAGGCUGUAAGCAAAAUUCAUAAUUUAGCUUGGGCCUGUAAAAUAUCAGCAUUUUGCUCAGAAUUUUAUUUCUACAUGUGUACAAAUUAGUUGUAAUGGGAUUAUAUCAUGGGUUUGCCCAAUUUGUUUUUGUAUAAGUGUUGUUCAAAUUUGAGAAACAAUGCAUGCAUGAUGCCAUUGGAUGCUAUGCACGGUCUCACUGCUGUUUUUUGGAACACACAUGACAUUGAUUGAUAACUUUUAGAGAGUGAUGCACUACCAGUAAAUAAAAUGUAAGUUCAAAUCCUGGCUUCUUGUUGCAAGAGAAACCAUAGCAUGGUAAAAUCACCAGUAAAACAUGACGUUAGAUAUUAAUUGCUACCAACUUAAACAGGUCUGAGAUUCCUAUGUGAAUCAUACUAUUGAAGUGUAGGAUAAUAUUGACAGAUUGAGAUCUAACCAAUAAGCUCCAGCAGACUAGAGCUUACUUUCUGAUGUAGAAAUGGCCAAUGUUAUAAAUGAAAGGGUCAUAAAUGGACUUUGUUAGUACGUGGAUGUAGAUAGGUUUGUAAAAUUAAACAUUAUCUUUCUUGAAAAUAACUUUCUCUUGAAUAUAGAUUCACUUUAGUUUUACUCACUCAUGUAGAAUACAGCUGAGAUAGUCCCCUAAUGUAUAAAUAUAUCUCCAGCUCACUGUCAUUUAUCCGAAAUUUACUGUGACUGCGGUUAGUCCUUAUCAGUUUAUGUACACUUGUAUUAUUGAUUCUCUCAUAUGAAGACUUAUUAUUAAAAACAGACAUCUAAUUACUAUCAUUUACCUAUUAAUUAUUAAAAAGACCUACAAUGUGUUGAAGAAUAAUUUUUAGGUAUCCACUGGUAGAGGAGCAGGAUUUUAUGGAGUACUGGCAAAUUGUCGCUUGUCGAGUUGGAAGUCUUACUUGCUGCAACUGCUUUUCUUGGUGGUACCAUACAAAGUUGGAACAUCAUAAAUGAAACAGGGUGGCUGAAGGGUCUUGCUGUAGCUGGUUCACAUAUGGCACAUUACAUCUGGAAGUUAGAAAAGUUUAUUACUAAGACAAUAUACUUACUUUUUAAAAAUAAUAUAGAUUUUCUGCUACAGUUAUAUAAAAUUAACACUUAUAGUUGCUCCAUAUAAUCUUUUAGAUAGGUAUCAUUUGUUUAAAUUCAAACUUUUUGAUUGAGGUAUUAAAAAUGUUCAUAAAAGAUUCCUUCCCCUGCCAUUUAAUCAACAAUUUUGGUCCUAGUUAAUGCUCCUGUUCAAACAGCAGUCAGAAAUCCAGUAUAAAUAUCUUAACAAAAUAGUUACUAUCACACAGUACACCAGCCUAGAUAUUUUAAUUGCCUCAGUUAACAAGCACAUCAUCAGUUAGAAAGCUUUAAUGGUAAAGUAUUCAUAAUAUAUUCUCUCUCUAACAGCCUAAAUAGUGAUACCCUCAUUCUCUAUACUACAAGAGAAGGUUCUACAAAAGCUUAUUUUCUCUAUAUUAGAGCUAUAAAUUACCAUGAGAAGUUUAGGAAUUGAAAUAAUUAGUUCUAAUAAUUAAUUUAUGCAACAUAUUGUUUUUGUGAUUCAUGAAUGAAUUUAUGGAUAAAUUCUAAUAAUGUCAAUUGGACUGAUUGGCUAUAAUAUUGGAAAGAAUUUCUCCAAUGGAAAAGUAGAUAAAAGUAAUGACCUACAUUGUCCCAAGGUCCCAAAAUUGAUGGGUGAUCUUAAACAGACCAGCAAAUGGAGUGCUGCAUUUGGUCUCAGCACCCCGUACCUCUAAAAUUAUUUAAAUAUGAAUGACAGCAAAAUUAGGGUUGGGCCAGAAAGCUGAUGGGGAUGAUCUGCACAUGAAACUAAUCUGCUGAUAGCCACACCACUUCCCAUUACAGAAUGCCUACUUGGACCAGACAGUAAUGGUAUGGUAUUCUAUGCUGAAGGUUGGUACCUUUUAUUGGGGAGAAAGGUUUGCAUCUUUAAGAGCACAUAAGGAGAAUUCCAGCAGAGGUUUGAAUGCCAGUAUUUGGUCCACAUUAAUUUUGUUGAAGCUGUUGCUCAUGUAGCCCUUAAAUAACAUUUCAUUUAUUAAUAGCUAAAUUGUUUCCCACAGCGUUAGAGAAUAACAAUUAUUUUCUUUGAUAUAACUCUCAAUUUCACUGUAAGGUAUUUAUGAAUUUUUAAGCAUGUUAGACAGAUUCUGACAAAAAGAAACCUACAGUUAGCUAGAUGAAGUAAAGUAAUCUAUUCUCCUGCAACAAACAAACCUUAACUGAACAGAGCAUCUUGUAGUACAGUAGCAAUGUUCAGGUUGAAGCCUCACUUAAGAAUGGGACAGUCGCAGAGGUGCGUGAUUACAUGUCUAAGCAGGUUAAUUAAAAAUACAACAAGCACUAACUUGCGUAUUAGAAAAUACUUCCAUAGUUUUCAGCUCCUUGGCAGAUUACCAGCAUAAUUAGAAAGCAGACAGUGAUGGUGUUGAUCAGACACUAACAACUAUUGAUGGGCUUGAUUAGACACUUGUCUCCUACCUCUGUAGCCUAGGUUUAAAAUCAACCUAGCCUGCUGAAUAGCAGGAUAUUGUUCUCUUUUGUCUUUUGCCUGUAAAGGUCCGAUAUAAGAUAAAGUUGAGUACUUUCAAUUCAUUUACUGUAUUCACAACAUAAAACUGUCCCAAAGUAGCAUUAACUGACUGAAAUGUGUGUGUGGGGAAUGGUAGCAGUACAGUAAAGGCUAUUAUUCUGAGGUUUGAACUGAGGCAUAUUAUUAGGCAGAUUGGAGCGAGAUUUGCUUGGCGUAUAUACUUGUGAAUAGAUUGUGAAAAGUAUGGUGGAAAUUACUGAUUCUGAUCAUUUAUUUAGCAAUCCCAGAGUUACAUUUAACUUGUUUCAAGUUUCUAGUGUGAAAACACAGGAGUUCAUUAAUUUCUUACCAGCUGGUGGCAAAAUAAGACACUGGCAAUUUCAACUAUUGGGCUUCAUUAAUAUGCAAUCGGCUAGCUGAAAUUGGGCAUUGCGCAGCUUGAGUCCUGUGAAAAAUCCUUAUCUGCUCAUUUAUAACAUUGAUGAGGAGAAAUUAUUUCUCUCGAAAGGAUUGUGAAGCUGUGGAAUUCACACCCCCAGAGUGUGGUGAAUAUGGGGGCAUUGAGUGAUUUUAAGGAAGACACAGACAGAUGUUUAAUUAUUAAUGGGUUAAAGGGUUUUGGAGAGUGGCCAGGAAAGUGGAGUAGAAGACAAGGUGAGAUCAACCAUGAUCAUAUUCAAUGGUGUAGCAGGCUUGAUAGGCUGACUUGCUUGAUAGGCUGACUCUUGCUCCUUGUUGUAAUGUUUUUAUAGGUGUGGAAAUAGGAGCUAGUCAGAAAGCAUCACAUGAUAGGGAACAAAUGGAGUCUGAGGCAGGUUAAGUCUCACCUUGCCUUCUAGGUGCUGCUCCUCCUGGACUCAGAAAUUGAAGUAAAUUACUUGUGUUAAAGGGUCUACUUUGCUUUUGAUCUUCUCACAAAGCCCAAAGGCUUCACUAAUUCAAUCAAAAUUCAAACUGUAUUUGUGGUUUGCAAUUCUGGUCUGACUCCAAUCUGUUUAUUUAUAAAAGGAUUUAGUCAUUACAGCCAUGCCAGCAAAAAUCAUCAGCAGUGAGACCAGGAUUGGACAUAUUUGCUCAAACACAAGCAGGAAGUUCAAAAUAAGAAGCUUCCUAUCAUAUUUUCUACACAAUCAAUAUUAAAAAUAAUUAUCUAAAAGUAUCUUUAAAAUUGAUAUUUUUUCAUCAAACUAUCACACUUGAUUGCAAUGUUCCCUUCAUCAAAGGCCAUCAUUGGAAACAACUAUCAAUUGAUUGACCAAAUUAAUUUAGACACCAGAAAGAAAACAUGAAUUGGAUAUAUUGCAUUGCUGGUGAAUGCCAGAUGCUGGGCAUGAAAUAUUUCUGCUGUAGUUUAGCUCUGUGGCCUUUCUACUUGACAUGAAACCUAACUGUGAUGAAUAUUGACUCCCAGGCUUCCCAGUAGGAUCUGUUUCAGCGAUUGCAAUCAACUGCAAAUCUAGCUGAAUUCGCCAAUCUGCAUUAGUCACACACUUGAUUCAACCUUCUUAAAUUCUCUUUCUUUAUGUUAUUUUAAUUAAAAUCAGGAUGCAAAGUCAAAACAAAAGAAAGUUUUGACAGGAAGAUUUAUUGUGUUCAUUCAUACCCAAAUUGGACACAUUUAAAGUGUCAUUCGCGAACAUGUCCAUAGGGUGAUAUGUCCUUCAGAAGAUAACAUGGAUUAACAAGACAAAAAUAACAAAUGUAAUCUGAUCGUUCUUUGUUUAUUGACAAAAAUGCUAAAUUUUGCUGUGUUUUAUGUAGAAUGGGUUUCCUUGCCUGUAAUGGUGUACGUCAUGACAAAAAUAAUAAUUUGCAUGUCAUAAUGUAAUUUCUCCUCCAUUUUAUUGAGAAAAUAACAUCCGCAAGUUCAUUUAACACCAGUGUACUUGAUGUAGUGAUUCUGGUAAAGUACAGGUCUGCAGGAUACCACUUUUAAGAGUAUUGGUUUUGAUGUGCAGUGAUUUCUCUGUUAAAUUCAAGCUUCUUUUAAAAAUCAUAAAGGUACAUAGGUUCAUGAGGAAAGGGAAACAUGUCAGUUUUGAAGAGCAGUUCCCAAUAAGUAACAUUAAGAAUGGGUGCUAAAUUACAGUGCUUACCAGACCUGCAAUAUGAAAGAUCAGAAGUUGCAUACAAUUUUCUGAAUUUUGCAACAGCCGUGCCACUAUCUUCCCCUAAACACUGCUGGAAGAAUGAGUUUCAGACAUACCCCUCCCCCACCUCAUUCCCCUCACCAUGUAAAGUUAUAAAAGUCUAUAUGUAAGCUUGGUGCUGUAAUGUUGGAAAAGAUACAAAAAUGUUCUUUCUAUUUUGUUUAUUAAAUUUAGACAUAAGAAUUUUGUAACUUUUGUGAAUGUUUGUCAAUGUUGUUCUACAUGCAUUAAAAACUGUCUUGCAAUUAAAAAAGGUAACAGCUGAUUUCCAAAGGUUUGUUUUUAAAGCCUUGUUGCUUUUCAUAAAAUAGAACAUUUGUUGUUUGUGUAGAGAUUGUGCAGAACACAACCUGUUCUAUUCCCCAAAAAAAAAUAAUUUGGUUGUUUAUAAUUGUGUCCAUGAUGGGGUCAAUGGUUAUCUGUGAUUGUGAACUCAAAAUGAAAUUAAACAGCUGCAAUAGAGCUCGAAAAUAUCAAUGCACAUUUCUUGUGAAAUUGUAAUAGCUCUUAAAUUUUGAUGCCCUUUCACAGAGACCCCUUCAGAACCUUCCAGAUAAGUGAUAUAGAGAAUUUCCCAUUUUCCCAUGGGUUCAGAACAAACAAUUCUAUUAUUGGUUUAAAUUUUAUGAGAGGAAAUUCCCUCAACUGAUCUAUUGAUUAGUUCACAAGUUGGUCUUAAAAAGCAGAAGAUCCAAACACUAUGGUGAGGUAAUUUAGGAAAUAGGUCUGGGAUUGUAAUGCCGUAAAGUAUGAUGAGUAAAUGUUGAGUGAGGGCAGUACUGACUGGGCUUUAAUAAUUCGUGCAGUUGAAUACCUUGCUGUGAGAUUAUCUUGUCUCAUAUCUGAUGAAAUAAUACUGGAAAGUUGCCUGUGUCCAUCAACUGUACCCUAACAGGAGUCAGUAUCACGAGGACUGGAGAGUAGAGAAGAGGAAGAGAAGAAAUGAAAGAAAACCAAGUUGCUGAACUUCAUGUUGGCACUUAAUGAUCUUACGUAAGUUAUUGAUAAGUGUAGACAUAAAGUGAUACAAUUCAAAACACAAUUAUGUCAUAGUCACUUACUAUCAAAGAUUAUUGGGAGUAUACAGUAAAGUGGAAUUGAAGCCACAAUCAGAUCAGCUAUGAUUUUGUUGAAUGGCUGAGUGGGCUUGAGGUCCCAAUGACCUACCCCUGUAUCUAAUUCAUAUGUUCCUAUGUAUGUAUGUAUGGCCCAUAUAAUUAUUUGGCCAUUUCAAGGUUGUACAGUAUAGACAAAGCAGAUCACAUAUGAGGUGUGCAUUUAACAGUCAUAAAAUGCAAAGUACAUAUCAACUACUGAAGGGAAGAUUAAAAUUCAAAAUUCCUUUAAAAUCAGAUAAUGCCUUUAAAAAAUUUAUUGACCUUGUUUCUUGCUGGAUAUUUGAUUGCAUUUUGUGAAAUAAUGAUCAUUAAAAUAUGAACAACCUUCCAUCUGAUAAAACUUGGUUUAUGUUUUACAAUAUUGCUGCUUACUGCUUUUCAGUACUUUUAUGAAAGCCUUUGGGUGUUUUUUUUUCCACAGCAUUUAAUUUUCUGUGUAAAUAAGGAAUGAUAUUUUUCUUUCACUGUUUACUUGGUUCUAGAGAUUUUAUUUUCCUUUUGUCUUAUGGCCCUGUGUACGUAUACUAUAAUGUUUGUGGCUGAACAAUAUUUUGUUAUAGUUUUGUACCUGUAUUGAAAUCACACAAUGUACACAAUAAAUGCUUUCAGCUACAUAAUGCAUUGUAUGUGCCUUUGCCACAAAUAGUGGCUUAAGAUCAGGUUUGUAUUUGGCUUGUGCCUUUUCUUCCCUGAAAAUGAUGGUGUAUUCUGUAGUAAAAUUGUAGAAAUCAUUGUCACCUUUUACUGCCUCAGCCAGAAAUCAUUCUUCAUGUGUGACUCUGACCUAAGUGAAAUAGAAUGUUAAACCUUCAGGCAUGUACAUGAUUCUUGCCUUAACUGAUAUCCAUAAUUCAUGCAAAUUUCAGUAAAUGUCAUCAAACUGUAGGAAGCUGGCUUUGCAUUCCCUCUUCCCAACGUUAGAACUUGUGACGCUGUGCUGCUUUUUAGCACCCCCAUCUAUUGCCACUACCAAAAUUAACUCAUUCACCUAAGUUUAAGCAUGGAUCUCUUUGGAUCUGCAGGGUUAAUUUACAAAUUGUCUCCUAUUCUACCAUAGAGAAUAGCUGCUUUGGAGAGAUUUACAUAAAAUGUGAUGCAGUCAACAUACCCUCAUGGUGUUAAUAAUUACAAGUCCAAUUCUUAUAAAACAGUAUUUUAUUCUACAAACGUUAUCAAUACUAUAGUCACAAACUACAUGUUAUGUGCAAAACAUAAAUCAAUUAGAUUUCCUGUUAGAUCUUUUGGGAACUAUGCGACUGAAGAUGGAAAACAAUCAGUCUACACUCAAUUCUUUGUUUAUGCUAGCUGUGGUAAUACUUAGGGCGCUUUGAUUGCGUAAUGGCUGCUGGGCUAAGGAAGGGUGGGGAAUGUGACAGAAUUCCUGUUGUGGAUCACUAUGCAAUAACACUUGGAUUUCACACAAGAGUGAAAUCAGUCUGCACUUGAACAAUCUGCUGUCACUCAUUGUUAGUAUCCACAUAAGAGAAGUGAUCACUUGGGCGUGAUUGGAGAAUUAGUGGGCUAGGAAACCCAUCUCAUCACAAAAUCUGGACAAUUUCAGAAGAUGUGAAGAAAAAAUUCAGGAGAAAAAUCAAUUUAGUUGUAAGCAUGAUUAUUGAUUUGAAUUGACUUCACGAUUGUGGGGAAAUGAUACUUGAAAUUAGUCAACUAAUGGCUUUAGAAAUAAAUUUAAAAGCCAAUACCGGGGUCCAAACACUCAUACAGCUUGUUAAUGAACAACUGAAAAUGUGCAAAUAUGAUAAUUUAAUGGAGGAUUGAAAAAACAUAAAGGGAAACUUGAUCAGUUUUUUUAUGUUCUCUGAAGGCUAAUGUUAAAAGAUGGUCUGGUACUCUGCUAACCUUAUUUAAAAAUGUAUACUAAAUCUGAAUUUCUCUCCUUAAAAACAGUCAAUUAACAUUAUGGUGUGAUGUGAAAAUUCAAGAUUACGAAGUGCAAUAAUAGCUACAAAAAAUUGUUAUAUAAAGGAACUUGACAUUU
Stegostoma tigrinum is the source of this 16957-nucleotide messenger RNA. It is a transcript of the gene arhgef9a, whose product is annotated as Cdc42 guanine nucleotide exchange factor (GEF) 9a. Bases 461 to 4012 code for a protein of 1183 amino acids. The record is from RefSeq and is a predicted model, not a curated record. The transcript has 14 exons. Gene Ontology annotation, molecular function: protein binding; guanyl-nucleotide exchange factor activity. Lineage: Eukaryota; Metazoa; Chordata; Chondrichthyes; Orectolobiformes; Stegostomatidae.